GGCCCAAUGAAUUAAUGGGCCUAGGGCUACACUUUCCUUGACCUUCCUCUCUCGAGUGUAUAAAAUAGAUGAAUCACAUUUCUUCGAUUGGCCGCUCAAUUCUAAAUCUGGGGUUUGCUGUUCGUCGAAGCCAUCCAAAAUGACCAAGAGGACCAAGAAGGCCGGUAUCGUGGGGAAAUAUGGCACCCGUUAUGGUGCUAGUUUGCGGAAGCAGAUUAAGAAGAUGGAGGUGAGUCAGCACAGCAAGUUCUUCUGCGAGUUCUGUGGGAAGUAUGCAGUGAAGAGAAAGGCUGUGGGUAUUUGGGGAUGCAAAGACUGCGGCAAAGUGAAAGCAGGAGGUGCUUACACCUUGAAUACUGCGAGUGCAGUGACCGUUAGGAGUACCAUUCGAAGACUUAGAGAGCAGACUGAGAGUUAGUCUUUGGCAUAUGGAUUUGCAUGUAAUUUUGGUUGAAAAUGUCUCGAGAACAAAUUCCUGUUUGAUUUCUGGAUAAUUCUUGAGGAACCUUUGAAUUCAAUGAAGCAAAUUUUGAUGUUUA
This is a messenger RNA of Ricinus communis (castor bean), 539 nucleotides long. RefSeq names its product 60S ribosomal protein L37a. The transcript has 4 exons. The record is from RefSeq and is a predicted model, not a curated record. Gene Ontology annotation, cellular component: ribosome. Lineage: Eukaryota; Viridiplantae; Streptophyta; Magnoliopsida; Malpighiales; Euphorbiaceae. Gene Ontology annotation, biological process: translation. The coding region runs from base 140 to 418 and encodes 92 amino acids. Gene Ontology annotation, molecular function: structural constituent of ribosome.